This is a messenger RNA of Fulmarus glacialis (Northern fulmar), 1503 nucleotides long. RefSeq names its product centrosomal protein 85kDa-like (gene CEP85L). Gene Ontology annotation, cellular component: centrosome. Lineage: Eukaryota; Metazoa; Chordata; Aves; Procellariiformes; Procellariidae. Bases 1 to 1452 code for a protein of 483 amino acids. The transcript is spliced from 11 exons. The record is from RefSeq and is a predicted model, not a curated record.
AUGGAGCAGAGUGGCGUGGAUAUUAUUUACCUGUAUUGUUUUGGAGGCCAAUUCUACAAUUAUUUUAUGCAGCUUCCGACUGGAACAUCUCGUCAAAGUUACCCAGCUACCAGCUAUCAGGACUUCAGCAACUGGGAAUCUCUAAUGAAAAUCAAAGAGGGACUGCUAAGACAGAAAGAGAUUGUGAUCGAUCGGCAAAAGCAGCAAAUUAACAAUUUACAUCAGAAGAUAAGGGAGAAUGAAUUACGAGCUCAACACGCAAGACUGAGCCAUCUUGUGAACUGCGAAGAACCUUACAUGACUAAUUUGCAGCAACCGCAGUAUGAGAGCACACCACUGCAACCUCACGUUUCAGAAAGAUCAACAUCCCACCUUGAGGAGCUUGAGCGAAAGAUUGCGGCAGCUGAGAAUAAGGAAUUACAACUCAGUGAAUUUGUAAAACAAAUUUCAAACAAAUCUAGUGAGGAGAAAAAGAAGAUGGAGGAGAAACUUAAAACUAGAGACCGAUAUAUUAAUAGCCUGAAAAAGAAAUGCCAGAAAGAGUCUGAGCAAAACAAAGAAAAACAAAGACGAAUUGAAACCUUAGAAAAAUAUCUGGCUGACCUACCAACGCUGGAUGAUAUAGAAGGGCAGACUAAACAGCUGCAAAUUCUAGAAGAGAAGAACAAGCAACUUCAAGAAACUAUGACUGAGUUAGAAAAGAAGCUCGGAGAGGCCCGAUCGCAGUGCAGAGAGAGAGAAUUGCAACUGGUGUGUCAGAAGAAAAAAGAAAAAGAGCUGGUCACAACAGUACAGAGUUUACAACAGAAAGUAGAAAAAUGCCUGGAAGAUGGUAUUCGCCUUCCCAUGUUGGACACAAAACAGCUUCAGAGUGAGAAUGAAUGUCUGAAAGAAAAGAAUGAGAAAGCCAGUAAGGUCAUAGAGAAUCAACAAAAUCAGAUAGCUGGACUGAUUUUAGACAUGCAGUCUAUGCAAGAGAAGCUUUUGCAAGAAAAGCUGGUAGUUCAGAAGACGACAAAUGAGCUUGAAGAAAAAGAAAGGAAUAUAGAGCAGUUAAAUAAAACUCUCUCUGAAAACCAAAGACUGAUGGAAGAGAAUGCCUCCCUGAAGGAGCAGAUGCGGCAGGUGGAGCAGUCCAGGCAGCCAGUAUCUGAGAAGAUGCCUAUAGCAGACCAGUUGUUCAAGGAAAUGUCCCAUUGCUUGUUUGACUUGAAAGCACUGUGCAGUAUUCUUACCCAGAGAGCUCAGGGCAAGGAGCCUAACCUUUCCUUACUGCUGGGAAUCAGAUCGCUGAGCUGUUCAGCUGAAGAGAAUGAAAAUUACCACAGCACAGAAACUCUUUCGAAGAAGCUCUUGGACGUUUGUCAGUUACGAAAGGAUAUUGAUGAAUUAAGGACUAUUAUAUCGGACCGUUACGCUCAGGACAUGGGGGACAAUUGCAUUACUCAAUGACAACAUUUCAUCUAGUAGCAAAUGACUUAUUAAAUGCUGCUGUGUCACAGG